Molecule: messenger RNA, 3378 nt
Organism: Brienomyrus brachyistius
Lineage: Eukaryota; Metazoa; Chordata; Actinopteri; Osteoglossiformes; Mormyridae
Product: mitochondrial ornithine transporter 1-like
Exons: 6
Coding region: 1869-2681 (270 amino acids)
Biological process (GO): mitochondrial L-ornithine transmembrane transport
Molecular function (GO): L-ornithine transmembrane transporter activity
Source: RefSeq, a predicted model, not a curated record
UUAUUUAUUUGUUUGUUUGUUUGUUUUGCUUGUUUAUUUAAUUUUGGAUAAUCGUGUGUAGUAUUUUAAGUGUUUAUCGGAAUCCGCGAUUAAUCAGCAAUGUAACACGUUUAUAGGAGUUACCACAUUUACUUCUAAUCAUGUAAAAAAGUUUAGCAGGUGAACAAUAUAUUGCCAUAAACUAUCUAGACUGAUAUAACUAUAAUGUAAGAAGAAAAUGAGAGGUUAAACAUACUGUCGUUUAUGUAAUAAAACAGUCGGAUAGAAGGGAAUAACGUCGGUAUCCAGAUAUCGGAUUUGCCAUGGAAAUAGCCUACGUACCCUAUAACUAUUUAUGAAUUUUUCAACCUAGAUUUUAUGCUACAUUGAUGAUAUACAUCAACGUAUUUUAACCAUUUCAUCAAUCACCUUUCUAUAAUUCGAUUAUGUCACGUGACUUGUUUUCACUGUCCUCUGAUACAAGUGGAGUAGUCUCACCAGUAGUUUUUCAGUAAGUUUAACAGUUCUUGUUCUUACAACAAAGAAAGUAGACCGUAACUCCCUCGGGGACGGGGUUAGAGCAACCGCAAGUAUCCUGCCCUACUCCAGAUGAUGCGGGUUACCUCCGGGGUUCAUACUGGUAAUCAAUAACCCGAAACUCCAACUUUCAUGGAGGUUUAGGACUUGAGGUAAGUUGACUGAAAAAUGUGUAAUUCUGGGGCAGCGCAGGCAGCAAAAAAUGCGGGUUAUUUUUCUAUGUGUAAUUUAAUCGGCAUUCAAAGCUAUACUUUGUAUUGAUACAUGCGACGUAUCCUACUGUACUGAACUUAAAAUAGAUUAUGAUCGUGAACAUACAACUGAAGUAUAAAACGUAAGUAUUUAAUUUGAUUACAAAAUAUGCAUUCGAUCACAUUCAUAAAUUAGUUCAAGACAAUGGGGAUGGAUGGCUGGAAAGGGUUUACUCUUGUCGUGAGUGACGUCAGCCUCAGAAUUCCUCGCGCGAGCGCUCUGCACGCCCCACUCCAGCUGCCAGUCUCAUUAGCAUGAGAAGAGAUGUGGGGAUAUCUCUUGUAAACUGUCUAGAGUCCUAGAAGGAGUGGUGUGAUUACGCUACUUAACUAAGUAACAUUUGGUCGUUUUUGACCUAUGCAACAGCAUUAACUGGAAAAACAUUAGUGAAAUACUGAAACAGUCCAAAUAAAGCAUCUUAUGUGGUCUAAGAAUACGAAAUAACCAAAAUGAAUUUAACAAGGCACCGUCAACGAGACGACAUUACAGCCGACACCUUUCCAACUGUGGAGAACCGGUUCGGCCAGCGUGGACGCUCUUUUCAGUGACGUGUCGCGUUCUUACGUUGUCAUUAACUCCGCCCCCGCAUACUUCUUUGUAUCAAGUCUUUGUUAUAGUCAUUGAUACAUUGUUGUUUCAUAUAAAAACAAUUUCAUAGCCACUGAGAAGCACUAGAGGAAGUGAACGUUAAUUGCCGAAUACCUGAUUCUGGUUCAUUGCCUGUUAAUGGUUUUGAUACUUCACAUCAGGCUAUAGCUAUACACAUGUAUUUUGGAAUGCAGAUUUUCAUAACUUAAAAAUACCUCAAUAAGACGGCUUAGCAAGACCUGUAUGCAGCCAGUAAGAAGGCGUAAGUAGGUCCCUGUUUCCUGACCUCUGACCUACCGUAUUUUAUCUAGUAGACAGACACAGAGACCCUUGGGAAGGAACCUGCUAGUCCCCGUUACCAUGGUACCACACCCGGCGGUCCAGGCGGCUAUUGACCUCUCCGCCGGAGCCAUAGGUCGGACCCGCGGUCCUUUUCACAGUGAUCUCCCCUUGCCACAGGCGGUGCAGCUUGCGUGUUCAGCGGCCAGCCACUGGACACAGCCAAGGUGAAGAUGCAGACCUUCCCUUUACUGUACCGUGGCUUCCUGCACUGCUUCCUGUCCACCUACAGGCAGGAGGGACUGCGGGGGCUGUACCAGGGCACCGCACCCGCGCUCUUGGCCAACGUCGGCGAGAACGCAGUGCUCUUCAUGGGCUACGGCGUCUGCCAGGAGGUGGUGCGGCUGGUGUGUGGGGGCAGGGCUGAGGGCGGUGCCAGCUCUGACCUCAGCGAUACCCAGAAGGCCUGUGCUGGCUCAGUCGCCUCCAUCUUCUCCUCGCUAGUUCUGUGCCCCACAGAGCUGCUCAAAUGCCGCCUACAGGCCAUGCACGAGAUGGCAGCCCUGGGCAAGAUCCCCACCAGGCGGAGCACGCUGUGGUCCGUGGUGCAGGACGUGAUGCGGAAAGACGGACCCCUGGGCUUUUUCCAGGGCCUCACCAGUACCAUCGCCAGGGAGGUGCCAGGAUACUUUUGCUUCUUCGGGGCCUAUGAACUGAGCCGGACCUCAUUCGCCCGUUACUUGGGCACGGGCAAGGAUGACAUCGGUGUGGUUCCCAUAAUGCUCAGCGGCGGAUGCGGGGGCGCCUGUCUCUGGCUGGUGGUGUACCCCAUGGACUGCGUCAAAUCCCGCAUCCAGGUGCUGUCCAUGACAGGCCAGCAGGCAGGUUUCCUCAAGACGCUGGUGGACGUCGUCCAAGUAGAGGGCAUCCGUGCACUGUACUCUGGCCUGACGCCCACCUUGAUCCGCACCUUGCCGGCCAACGGCGCUCUCUUUCUGGCCUACGAAGCCUGCCGCAGCCUGAUGAUGAGCCGUUUCGGCAACUGAGCGCGCCACUCCUGCUGCUUCCUGAUUGGCUGCCUGCUUGGCCUUUGUGCUCCGCCCCCCCCGGACCUGGGUUCGAACUUGGCAGCCAGCCUGCUGAUCCCCUGCCCACCCGCCACAUCUGGGUGUCCGUCACCUCCACCCUGAAUAUUAUUUAAGCCCCCCCCACCACCCUGUCUCAGAACGAGUGGCACUCGGAACAUUUUGGAAACACGUAACACAGCCACACGCCAGCCUCUGACUUUCAUUUUGAAACUAAACUACCUCUUUGUGGAAGGGACGUCUGUGUGGAUCGAGGGGUCUUUUGCAGAGGUUAGAAUUUCCGGAAACAUGGUUUGGCCAGGUCAGCCCAAAGCAGAACUGAUCCAAGUUCCUGUUUCAACAUCAUUUCCUGAGCUUAUUCAGCUGGUAGUACUUAUUCAGAGAUAUUUUUUAUAGAUGUGCAUUAGCCAGUUUGAACUCACUCCAAUAAUCCCCUACUGGAGCACUAUCAUUUGGAAGAGUUGAUCUCUAAUGGUUUAUAUAUGAACUAUAAUUCUCACUGCAACAAGGUCAGACUCAGGACAGCUGUUUACAUGUGAGCUAAGCAGCCCAUCAUCACACACCAGGGUCAUCCAUCUUCUGACCAUUCAUCCAGUACUGAGUGGUAGGGAACCGAUCCCAGGAAGUGCUGUCCAUUACAGGGACACCUGCACACAAC